CGCAUGGCUGUGGCUUUGCGCAAAAGCGCGACAGUGACAGCGUCUUGGAAGAAACUGAUGGGAUUCUAAGAAAAAUAAAAACACAGCAAUAACAAGCUUUAAGAAAAGACGAUUUGAGGAUUUUUUUUUUUUUUUUUUACAUUUCCAAGACAUUUGUGACAAUAAUGAUCUCCGCAUGCAGAACAGGAUAUCCUCUUCUUGUCGUGUAAUCAGGCAGCUGUACGUGUAGGUCCGACGCGUUAUCUGAGAUUCUCGUUUCACAUAGAGAUGGAUCUGUGGGGAGUUUAUCUGUUUCAUCUCAUAACUUUGGCUCUGUUAGAGGUAAUCCUGGCCGGCAGAGACUGCUUGAUGGCUGGAGACUCGUGCUCAAGUGAUGAGACCUGUAGUCCACGCCUGCGGACUUUGCGUCAGUGUGUGGCGGGCAAUGGCAGUGUGAAGCUGGGCCCCGGUGCCAGGAGCCAGUGUGCCAACGCUGUGUCCGCCCUGCUGUCCAGCCCCUUACAUGGCUGCCAGUGUAAACGAGGCAUGAAGAAGGAGAAGAACUGCCUGAGCAUCUACUGGAGCCUUCAUCAGUCUAUCAUACACGGACUCAACCUGGUGGAGAGUUAUCCCUACGAGACGGUACAGAGAGAUUAUGACUACGUCCGCUUGGCCUCUAUUACAGCUGACUCAGAUGUUGGCAUGACAACUGUGAAUCGCUGCCUGGAUGCGGCCAAGGCUUGCAAUGUGGACGACUUGUGCCAGAAGCUCCGCACGGAAUAUGUCUCAGCUUGCAUCAAACCCACGGCCAAGUCGGGCCUGUGCAAUCGGCCUAAAUGCAAUAAGGCUCUGCGCAGGUUCUUUGACCGCGUCCCCGCCGACUACACACACGAGCUGCUCUUCUGCCCCUGUACGGACACAGCGUGUGCAGAGCGUCGAAGGCAGACCAUUGUACCCAGCUGCUCUUAUGAAAGCGUGGAAAAACCCAACUGCAUCACACAGAUGAGAAUCUGCAAUGCUGACUAUGUGUGCAGGUCUCGCCUGGCACAGUUCCAAUAUGAUUGCGAACCCUCCGAAAUGUCUGCCAAUGGCUGCAAGCAAGGGAACUACGGAGCCUGUCUCCUCGCCUACACAGGGCUCAUAGGAAGCACAAUAACUCCCAACUAUGUCGACAACUCCACAUCCAGCGUGGCUCCAUGGUGCUCCUGCUCAGCCAGUGGGAGCCGGAGAGAAGACUGUGAUCGUUUCCUGGAAUACUUCACCGACAACAUCUGUCUCCGGAAUGCGCUCAUGAUGUUUGGAAGUGAAUCAGACCAGCAGCCAACUGUCAGCCAGUCCAGUACACCCAGUCCCAGCCACAGCAGCAGUGAAAACAGGAGCACUGCUUCUCCACCAGAAACUAUUGAAACUAUGAGGAACAUUCUGGAUACAAUAAUACCAACACAGGCCCUGGGAAAUGAACUACUGGUGGGCCAGGCCACCCUGUCAUCCAACAGCCUCCCAAACUCCGCUUCACCUCCCAGCUUAAUGCUUCAAGCUGCCUUCAGCCUUCUGUUGCUGCUCCUUCAUCUGCUCAACAAUGGACACUAAAGACUGCAGAGGAGUGUGCCGAGGACCCUCCUAGUACCAAGCAGAUGGGUAGUUCAGAGGAAAAUGGACCGUGUGGCGUUACUCCUCCCUCUAAAUAUGUACAGCGAUUCUGUUUUUCUAUUUUUGUGUCUAAGUGGUCCACUUCCACCUGCCGGUGUUCUCACUCAGACUGUGGGAGACCUCUGCAGACCGAAGCCAGUCUGUACAUUUGUACAUUGUUGUUGCGAUCAAGUCAAGCCGAAAUGAAGUCAGAGUACCGCUUUUGUGGACCAACGCAGCUCUCAGCUAUCCAACUGUAUUCAUUUUCAAAAGUUAUUAUGAAAAUAUAUUGCAGAUAUGUAUAAUACAAAGACAUGACGUAUGUCAGUACCUGUGAAGAUUUGUAUUAUCAACAGAAGCUUGUAUUUGAAAUAUCAUAGGGGAAAAUGGUUGGAGUAAACCAAUAAACUUUGUGUCUGCUCUGUUCUCAGCACACAAAGUGAUUGGAAAGCUGCUGGGGUAUAUGGGGCUUUCAUACCACUCUCCUCAAGUGACUGAAAGAGAGCCAUUAUUUCUGAUCAAUACUGGAAUAGUGGAGAGACAAAGAGACAACAGGGCUCUAUUUUGCUCAGACAUCCAGCCAUGAUUCUUACAUGUCCAGCAGCACUAUCCAGAAAACAUGUGGCAGACAAGACAACAGAAGAUAAACCUUGACGUAAUAAUCGUCUUCUUCGUAAAGACAUUUGCCCUUUAUCAAACUAUCUCACACCACUCUCUGUUUUUGUGAAAGCUACAAAGCUGCUCACAGAAACAGUCCUACGUCUCUAUCAGCAAAGACAAGGUCUUGGACUUGAAAGGAAAUAAUCCGAAGGGCAGUAACUCUUUACCUGUAGCUGCUGUACUAUGUGUUUGUGAGCCUUUUAUUUCUCAUUGUGUCCGUGAACAUUGCUAUACAGGGGCUCUGAGUGUUUGUGCCAGAGAGGGAAGUGAAUGAUUUGACUUACUGAGCGUCGCCAACGCCAGUGCAGAGCCUGUUUUA
Epinephelus fuscoguttatus (brown-marbled grouper) is the source of this 2587-nucleotide messenger RNA. It is a transcript of the gene gfra4b, whose product is annotated as GDNF family receptor alpha 4b. NCBI's taxonomy places the organism in Eukaryota, Metazoa, Chordata, Actinopteri, Perciformes, Serranidae. The transcript is spliced from 8 exons. Gene Ontology annotation, molecular function: signaling receptor activity. Gene Ontology annotation, biological process: nervous system development. The record is from RefSeq and is a predicted model, not a curated record. The coding region runs from base 268 to 1569 and encodes 433 amino acids. Gene Ontology annotation, cellular component: signaling receptor complex; external side of plasma membrane.